GUUCAACGGUGACCGAACCACUCAUGGCCCGCGGUCCGCCCCAAGAUGGUUGAGCUGGCGGCUUUUGGAGUUUCAGUUCCUUUAACAGUCCGGCUAGAGGUAUAAACUGUCUAGGCAAGGCUUAGGAGACGCUCCUGGGCGAGGGUUCUUCUGCGAAGGUGCAUGGCUUUACGGGCCUCGCUAGGUUGGAAACAGGCUAUUUUAUAUUUUAGCAAGUGUCACGCCAUGCUUUUGCCAGCUUCCCAAUUAAAAGGUGACAUUCCUGCAUGAGCCUCUAUGUGUUAAAAUGUCCUUGCCACUUACAGAGGAGCAGAAGAAAAAGAUUGAAGAGAAUCGACAGAAGGCUCUGGCCCGUCGAGCUGAGAAGUUAUCAGAACAGCCCCGGAGCACAGCUUCAGGCUCCACUGUUUCCGGCCCUUCCCAGCCCCAGCGGGGACCUUUUGUGAAUCUCCCAGAGGGGCCUUCUAAGCCAGUGGGCCAUGGUGUCCCUUUCAAGCAACAGAAUCUCAGUAAUUCAUUUCCUACUGACCAGAGACCUCACAGUUCCAACCAUUCUCAGCCAAGCACACCAGAGCCGGCAAAGGGGAUAUGGAAGGUUCAAGGAGAGAGGUCUACAGCGUGCUCAAACCCUGCCCCAAGUCCUGCAAACAUCUCUAACCAACAGCCUUUGGGUUAUAAGUCAGAUCAGGGUCAUCCCCAGGCUUCUCAUAAGAUCAAGGCGACACCCAUUGCUGCCACAGCCCAGGAGCCUUGGGGACCUUUAGGACCGUGUUCCCAGGACAGAGCAGCUUCCUCCUCUGGACCAUUUCCCAAGGGUCCCGAGUUAGAGGCCAAGACAGUGAAGCCCUCCACCUCUGGGCAGAGUGCUUCGGAUACCUAUUAUGCCUUAGGGGGGAAGACACCUAGAACAGAAGGGAGACCCCCAAAGAAACUGCAAACCUCGACCCAAAAAGUAAGCUGUCUGCAAGGAACGUGCAUAAGGACGGGAGAUCGUUUUCGGGUAAAGAUUGGCUACAAUGAGGAGCUCAUUGCCGUGUUUAAGUCUCUGCCCAGCAGACGCUAUGAUCCUGUUAUGAAGACAUGGGACUUCAGCAUGACUGACUACCGAGCCUUGAUGAAUGCAGCCGAGCGACUCCCCACGGUCUCCCUGCAGCCAUUGGAAGGGGUUGAUGGCAGUGUCAGGGGACAGACCAGCCUUCCCUCGGCUCCUUCCCUUGCCUUUGUCACGGGGAGGUGCAUGCUCAUCUCCCGGGCCCGCUUUGAGGUGGACAUCGGCUACUCGGAGGAGUUGAUCGCACUCUUUAAACAGAUGGAUUCCAGGAAUUACGAUGCCAAGACCAGGAAGUGGAGCUUUCUCCUGGAGGAGCACAAUAAACUGAUUGCAAAGUCACGUGAUCUCCGACAAGUUCAGCUGGACCCUCUGCCCAAGACAGUGACCCUGGCAUUCGCAUCUCAGCUGGAGAAGACAUCUCUCAAUGCCAAAGCCGACGUGCCUGAAGCCGACCUUUCUGGAGUAGAUGCCAAGCUCGUGUCUAAUCUCAUGCCCUUUCAGAGAGAGGGCGUUAGCUUUGCCAUAUCCAAAAGAGGCCGUCUACUGCUUGCUGAUGACAUGGGCCUGGGGAAGACCAUCCAGGCCAUCUGCAUAGCAGCCUUUUACAGAAAGGAGUGGCCACUCCUGGUGGUCGUGCCUUCCUCUGUGCGCUUCACCUGGGAGCAGGCCUUUCUCCGGUGGCUGCCGUCUCUGAGCCCAGAGAACAUCAACGUGGUGGUGACCGGCAAGGGCCGCCUAACAGCUGGCUUGGUCAACAUCGUUAGCUUUGAUCUUCUUAGCAAGUUGGAAAGGCAGCUAAAAACCCCUUUCAAGGUCGUCAUUAUUGACGAAUCGCACUUCCUCAAAAACAUUAAGACUGCCCGCUGCCGAGCAGCUGUGCCUAUCCUAAAGGUUGCCAAGAGGGUGAUCCUAUUGUCUGGCACUCCAGCCAUGUCCCGGCCUGCAGAGCUCUACACGCAGAUCAUUGCUGUCAAGCCAACGUUCUUCCCUCAGUUUCACGCCUUUGGACUUCGCUACUGUGAUGCCAAGCGGCUCCCUUGGGGCUGGGACUACUCAGGCUCCUCCAACCUGGGUGAGCUGAAACUGCUGCUGGAGGAAGCAGUCAUGCUAAGGCGGCUCAAAUCUGAUGUCCUUUCCCAGCUUCCAGCCAAGCAGCGCAAGAUGGUGUUGGUCAACCCUGGUCGGAUCAGCACCAGGGCCAAGGCGGCCCUGGAUGCAGCAGCCAAAGAAAUGACCACGAACAAAACUAAACAGCAGCAGAAAGAAGCCCUCAUUGUCUUCUUCAACAGAACAGCAGAAGCUAAAAUCCCCUGUGUCAUUGAAUAUAUCCUGGACCUUCUGGAUAGUGGACGAGAGAAGUUUCUAGUGUUUGCACACCAUAAGGUGGUUCUGGAUGCAGUUGUAAAGGAGCUUGAAAGGAAGAAAGUUCAGAACAUCCGAAUUGACGGCUCCACACCCUCAGCAGACCGUGAGGAUCUGUGCCAGCAGUUCCAGCUGUCCAAAGGGCACACAGUGGCAGUGCUGUCCAUCACCGCCGCCAAUAUGGGCCUUACCUUCUCCUCAGCUGAUCUGGUGGUGUUUGCUGAACUGUUUUGGAACCCCGGGGUGCUGAUCCAGGCCGAGGACCGCGUGCACCGCAUUGGACAGACAAGCUCUGUGGGCAUUCACUACCUGGUGGCCAAAGGCACAGCAGAUGACUACCUUUGGCCUCUGAUUCAAGAAAAGAUUAAAGUUCUGGGGGAAGCUGGACUUUCUGAGACCAAUUUCUCAGAAAUGACAGAAGCUACUGAUUAUCUCUACAAGGACCCGAAGCAGAAGACAAUCUAUGACCUGUUCCAGCAGUCCUUUGAAGAAGAUGGAAAUGACAUGGAAUUCCUGGAGGCAGCAGAGUCCUUUGACCCAGGAAGUACUUCAGGGACCUCUGGAAGUAGUUCCCAGGAUCUGGGAGACAUCUUGGAUGAAGACACUUUGACAGACAGUCCUCCACAGAAAAGAAGAUUUGAAUUUUUUGAUAAUUGGGACAGCUUUACUUCUCCCUUUUAAAUGGGUCAAAGAAAAGAAAAAAAAAGGAAGUAUUCAAAAAUCAUGGGAUUCAUUAAAAUAAAGUAUUUUCUUUAAAA
This is a messenger RNA of Mesocricetus auratus (golden hamster), 3171 nucleotides long. RefSeq names its product SWI/SNF related, matrix associated, actin dependent regulator of chromatin, subfamily a like 1 (gene Smarcal1). Gene Ontology annotation, biological process: DNA repair; replication fork processing. Gene Ontology annotation, molecular function: ATP binding; ATP-dependent chromatin remodeler activity. Gene Ontology annotation, cellular component: nuclear replication fork. The record is from RefSeq and is a predicted model, not a curated record. The coding region runs from base 287 to 3094 and encodes 935 amino acids. Lineage: Eukaryota; Metazoa; Chordata; Mammalia; Rodentia; Cricetidae. The transcript has 18 exons.